GACUGCUGUGAGAUCAUUUUUCCUUUUCCUUCGUGCAAGCUCAGCUGCUGCGUCAGUAGCAGUCCUGUGUGCCAACAGCAUGAGGUGGUAAGGCAGAGUAGUCGGGGAACCCGGAGCAGGAUCUGCCUCCGCCGUCGCCGCCAUGCCACUCCAAGACCUGGAGACACUUUGAAACAGGGCCCUUGUUCCAACCCAGGGAUCUUCUGUCUACUGGUGAUUGUUGUGCCAACCCACGGGAAGAAGGACCAUGACUUCAGUUCUCUACAGUGUCCGCCUUCAGCUGGAUGAGAACCUGGAGCAGAUGCAACAGGGGACAAUGAUGCGCAAGGUGAAGUCCAAGAACUGGAAGAAACCCCGGUACUUCAUGCUGCAAGAUGACUGCAUGACUGUCUGGUACAAAUCCAAGAUGUCUGGCAAAGCCAAGUCUGCCUUCUCAGUGAGUGAUGUGGAGACUGUGCGUGAGGGACACCAGUCGGAGGUUCUGCAAAGUCUAGCGGAGGAGUUCCCAGCCGAAUGCUGCUUCACGGUCGUCUUCCACGGGCGCCGUAACAAUCUAGACCUAAUUGCCAGCUCAGCGGAGGAAGCUCAGUGCUGGAUCCAAGGCCUGCGGCGCCUUGUGGAGAUUGUCACUAACAUGGACCAGAAGGAGAAGAUGGAUCAAUGGAUCUGUGACUGGUUCAUGAAAGCUGAUAAGGACAAGGAUGGACGUAUGAAUUUCAAGGAGGUGCAGCACUUGCUCAGGAUGAUGAACGUAGCUAUGAAUGAAGACCAUGCCUUCCGGCUCUUCCAAAUGGCCGACAAAUCAGAGACAGGUACACUGGAGGGGGAGGAGUUUGUGCUCUUCUACAAAGCACUGACUCAGCGGGAUGAGGUGCUCGAGUUGUUCCAGGAGUACUCCGAGGAUGGCAAAAAGCUGACACUGUUGGAGUUUGUGGACUUCUUGCAACAGGAGCAGAUGGAGGGGGCUGGCAUUGAUGAGCUCGCCAUGGAGAUGAUUGACAGAUAUGAGCCGUCUGAGACAGCCAAGGCUCGCCACAUCCUGAGCAUUGAUGGGUUCCUCGUGUACCUCUGCUCCCCCGAUGGCUCCAUCUUCAACCCUGAGCACAGGACGGUCUUUCAGGAUAUGUCUCAGCCGCUCUGCCAUUACUUUAUCUCCUCCUCCCACAACACAUACCUGAUGGAGGACCAGCUGAGAGGACAAAGCAGCGUGGAGGGAUAUAUCAGGGCUCUGAAGCGGGGCUGCCGGUGCCUAGAGGUGGACUGUUGGGACGGACCUAAUGGGGAGCCCAUUGUCUACCAUGGCCAUACCUUUACCUCUAAGAUCCCUUUCCGGGAAGUUGUGACAACCCUCGAUAAAUAUGCCUUCCGGGCUUCUAAAUACCCCAUUAUCCUGUCUCUUGAGAAUCACUGCAGCAUAGAGCAGCAGGACAUCAUGGCCCAGCAGCUGAAGGGGAUUCUGGGAGAGCAGCUCCUCACCACCACCAUUGAUGGACGCGUCCCAGUGCAGUUGCCUUCACCAGAGGAACUGAAGGGCAAGAUCAUCCUGAAAGGGAAGAAGAUUGGACACCUGGAGGAUUAUUUGAAUGGGCAUCUGGAUGAGCCGCCUGAGCGGGAAGAGGAGGAGGAGGAGGAAGAGGGACCAGAGGCAGAGGAAGAAGUCCUGCGCAAUGAAGACAAGAAGAAAGAGAAGAAGGCCAAACAGUCCCUCUCCCAGGAGCUUUCUGACUGCAUUGUCUACUGCAAGAGCGUGCCCUUUCACAGCUUCCAGCACUCCCGCAGCCACUACAAGUCUUACGAGAUGUCCUCCUUUGCUGAAUCCAAGGCCCGCAAGCUCAUCCGAGAGGCUGGAAAUGACUUCAUCCGCCAUAAUGCCUGGCAGCUGACACGCAUCUUCCCCAGCGGUCUGCGGACGGACUCCUCCAAUUACAACCCCCAGGCGAUGUGGAAUGUGGGGUGCCAGCUGGUGGCCUUGAAUUUUCAAACGGCUGGUACAGAGAUGGACUUGUGCGAUGGGCUCUUCAGUAAAAAUGGCCGCUGUGGCUACGUGUUAAAGCCGAGCUUCAUGAAAGACCCAGAGACAGCCUUCAGUCCUGAGAACCCCCAAAGCAGGGAGAAUGGUAGCCCCCUGAACAUAGCCAUUAAGAUCAUUAGUGGGCAGCAACUCCCCAAGAUGCCCAACAGCAAAGAAGGCUCCAUCAUCGAUCCACUAGUGCGAGUGGAGAUUCAUGGGAUCCCUGCUGAUAGUGCCAAGCAGGAGACCAAAUAUAUUGAUGAUAACGGUUUUAACCCACAAUGGAAUGAGGCCUUUCAGUUCCAGGUUCGGGUACCAGAGCUGGCACUUCUGCGCUUUGUGGUGGAGGAUUAUGACAAGGCAUCUCGGAAUGACUUUGUGGGACAGUACACUCUACCUCUUACUAGUGUCAAAGCAGGAUACCGCCACAUCCACCUUCUUUCCAAGGAUGGGACGGGGAUCCCACCAGCCUCCCUAUUUGUCCAUAUCCGAAUCAGGGAGUUGUCAACAGAGAGUGACUAAAGCAACUGUGUCUCCAAAUACAGCUCUUCCCUCUCUGCCCCAUUUAGG
Messenger RNA from Podarcis muralis (Common wall lizard), 2581 nucleotides. The record is from RefSeq and is a predicted model, not a curated record. Lineage: Eukaryota; Metazoa; Chordata; Lepidosauria; Squamata; Lacertidae.